UCAAAAAAAGUUUGUUUAUUAAAACAACAAGUUCAUCUUUGUUUCUUUUUUUUUUUUUUUUUUGAAUUUACAAUGAUCAUAUAGUUGGUUCUUGUGACUCCUACCGACCAGCGCUUCUGGUGCAAGAGAUAGCCAGCCCGUGCAAACCUUUGUACAGCUAUUAUAUUAUGUCAUGCGGAAUUGAGUUGCUCCCUUGAACGCAUUGGAUUCGUCCAAGAUUUUUUUUUUUUUCUUUUCUUCGUGUUCGUUUGAGUGUGGCGUGCGCUUCCCUUCAAAUUUUGCCCGAGCGAGCGCACCACGGCAUUUACUGGAGAAAGGUGCGAGUGUGCAGACCGUUUGCGAUCGUGCACGUUCACGCGCGCGCUGUCUCGUCGUGACGAUAAUGCGGAGAAGUACGCGUUAAGACACGUCGCGCUCUGUUGGUUGCACUCUCCGUAACACAGGAUAUACGUAUAUGAGCGCCCUGCAGGCAGCAAAAUUGAACGAAAAUGAGCAGAUUGCGGAUCCCCGCGGACAGCGGAGUUCGGCGAAACGGGAGGCGGGCCCGUGUCGGUCGACCACGUCUCUCCGAGCAGCCACGGGUGGGGCACCGCGCAAAGGAAGAAGGGCGGACAGAUGCUCGCCGGGCGAUCCGCCGGGCGAUUCUCCUCGCCCGCCCUCUCCCACGAAAAAGUGGCCCCCGCCUAGGGAGAAAGAAGAAGAGGGUGCCGCCGUCUUCUCGGAAGCAGCUGCGGAGAAGGAAGAGGCCUCCUGCCGUCACGAUCGCAGGCAGAGCGAGGCCAGACCGUUGAACCGGCAGUGGCGGCCAUGCGGGGCCGACGGAGGCUCGCGCCGCCGCCUCUGCUCGGCGCGCUCGCGGUCGGACUGCUGCUGCUCGUGGUCGCGGUGCUGGCCACGCUCCUGCUGUACGGCACGAACGACGCCGCGGUCGGACGGGCCGCCCCGCACCGCGACGAGGACGCGGCCGAGCAGCGACGCCGGCAGCGGCGGCUGCGCGCCGCGUGCCGCGCCCAGGGAGACUCGGCCGCCCUGGAGGACCUGCCGCAGGGCCGCCUCGACCACGUGCUGGUGGACGACGAGCACGCGCUGCUCUACUGCGCCGUGCCCAAGGUGGCCUCAACCAACUGGCGCCGGGUGCUGCUGGCGCUGCGCUCGAGCCGGCCGGACCCCGCGCGCAUCCCGGCCAACCGGAGCCACGAGCCGAGCGCCUUCCGCAGCUUGGCGCAGAUGUCGCGCCACGAGCAGCGCCGCCGGCUCGCCACCCACCUCAAGUUCGUGUUCGCGCGGCACCCGCUCGAGCGGCUCCUGUCCGCCUACCGGAACAAGUUCGAGCGCGCGUGGAGCGACUACUUCCCGCUGCGCUACGGACGCCACAUCGUGCGCCAGCAGCGCGGCGCCAACGCCUCGCGCGAGGCCCUGGACACGGGCCGCGGCGUCACCUUCGACGAGUUCCUGCGCUACGUGGCCUCGCUGGACCCCGGCGACCACGCGGGCGCCUUCAACGAGCACUGGCGGCCGCUCGCCGACCUCUGCUUCCCGUGCCAGCUGCGCUACGACGUGCUCGGCUCGUACGACACCCUGGAGCGCGACUCGCGGCUCGUGCUGCGCCGCGCCGGUCUCGAGGGCCGCGUGGCGUUCCCAAGCCGCCGGCGCACCUACUCGUCCGAGCCGACGGCGGCGCUCAUGCAGCGCUACUACGGCAACGUGAGCGAGUCGCUGAUGGCCCGGCUGCGACACGUCUACCGCGGGGACAUGGCGCUGUUCCGCUACCAGAGGAGCUACCCGCCCUUCGGAUGACGUCAGCUGGCACAGACCUCGCCACGCCCGAGAGAGAGACUGCUAAUUGCUCCGGAGAAGCCCUGACCGGCGAUCAUCUGGCGGAAAGGAAUGCGCGCGCCUCUCCCACGCUGAGGCCGAAGGUGACCGGCGCAUGCGUUGCAGUUCUCUUCGACUACGUCGCGGAAGCAGAACCCCGCGGAUUUCGGAAGUCGUUCUCGUCAAAUACCGGCUGCUGUGAUUCAGCUUAAAAUGGCAAUGAAGCGACCAACCUAUCCACUGCUUCAGUUUAGCCUGCUUAGUAUGGCGAGAAGUCUUGACAACUAGCAAGCCAGGUAUGAGCUAAGUGCGAAGAAGAGUGCUGUUCAGUAAUCGCACCGUUGUGAGACGGUUUAGCGGGACCCGCUGUGUAAUCCCGUGUAUGCAGUGACUUUAUCCCUGCCACGUUUCGACCUAUGUGACAUUCUGAAGGAAGUGCCCAAGUGAGUGCCCCACGGUGCGCGGUUAAUGUGGUGCCGUGCACAAAGUACACGCCACAGUCACAGUGCUCGUCGAAGACGGGACAUCGCGCUUGUGCGUCAGACGGUGCCGUUCGGUGCGACAUAAUCGUGAGUGUCAAUAUACGCAGCGGCCGGUGGUCGAUUUGUGCAUUUGGUGGAUGCGUGAGUGAUUCGCCGCCGUUCCUGGAGACGAGGACGAACGUCCGUGUGGUGAACGGAAAACGACCACGUGGUUUGCUUCGUGGACGACGCUGUGACCAUCCCUUUGCACAGACAUAUUCCCGACCGAUCCCUUCCAGACAGCCACGUGACUAAUUAAAGCACUCGGCGGAGGCAUUUCUUGUCGGCGCUGUCAUGUUCUGACCGAAGCCCUUUGCUCCUUGGACGGAAAAGGCUACGACGGAAUGCCUUCAGCAUCGACAGAGUGACGUCAGCAAAUGCCCAUCGCUGCACUAAUUCCACCGCGUGGCGCCUCACGGCAGGCGCCGCUAAAAAUGGCCGAUCAGAAAUACGGCCGAGCACGGCGAGACAGCAACGUGCAGACCAUAUAUAGCCGCAGACAGGCAUCGUCGUGCGCAAUGCAGCUGCAGGCACAGCGCAUUGCACGAUGGCGCUUGGCCAACGGUGACAUUAUUGUGCUAUACACAACGAAGCGAAUGGAGCUGACCCGAAAAGAGUUUCAUGCUGUACAGCGUAUAGAAAGCGAAUCGUGGCGCCGGAGCCGUUCAGUCAUCACGGAAGUGACGGGUAGUGCACGAGUUUGUCUGCGAUUUGGUAUGAAUUCAUUUCAAGCUGCAGCACGUUGCAGUUUCCCUGAUUGCCA
Molecule: messenger RNA, 3099 nt
Organism: Dermacentor silvarum
Lineage: Eukaryota; Metazoa; Arthropoda; Arachnida; Ixodida; Ixodidae
Product: carbohydrate sulfotransferase 11
Exons: 2
Coding region: 808-1797 (329 amino acids)
Biological process (GO): carbohydrate biosynthetic process
Cellular component (GO): membrane
Molecular function (GO): sulfotransferase activity
Source: RefSeq, a predicted model, not a curated record